AUGUGGGACCUUCCUCGUCCGAGUCCCCCGAUCGCCUCGACCCGUUCCCUCGGCCCUUCCUCCCUUGCCCCUCGUCCCAUUCCCCCUCUCGUUCCUUCUUCCAUUGCGCAUUGUGCCAUUCCUCCUCUGUCCCUUCUCCUAUGCACCUCAUCCCAUUCCCGCUCACGUCCCUUCCUCCCUUGUGCGCCGUGCCAUUCCCCCUCUUGUCCCUUCUCCCGUGUGCCUCUUCUCAUUCCCCCUCUCGUCCCUUCCUCCCGUGCACCUCGUCACAUUCCUCCUCAUGCCCCUUUCUCCAUUGCGUGCGUGUCAUUCCUCCUCUUAUCCCUUCUUCCGUGCACCUCGUCCCAUUCCCCCUCACGUCCCUUCCUCCCUUGCGCGUCGUGCCAUUCCCCCUCUGGUCCCGUCUCACGUGCGUCUCUUCCCAUUCCCCCUCUCGUCCCUUCCUCCCUUGUGCCUCAUCCCAUUCCCCCUCUGUCCCUUCCUCCCAACCGCCUCUCCAAUUCCCCCCCUUGCACGUCGUGCCAUCCCCCCUCUGAUCCCUUCUCCCAUGUGCCUCUUCCCUUUCCCCCUCUCGUCCAUUCCUCCCUUGCGCCUUGUCCAUUCCCACCUUGCGUCUCAUCCAAUACUGUCCAUGUUGGUGAUAUGUCGUCGCGCCUCCCCUUCCUUGUCGCGCCUCCUCUCCCUUGUCGCGCCUCCCAUUGUUGCACACUCCUCUCCCCUCGUGCGUGCAGUUUGCUUUACGACGUGUGA
Molecule: messenger RNA, 750 nt
Organism: Closterium sp. Naga37s-1
Lineage: Eukaryota; Viridiplantae; Streptophyta; Zygnematophyceae; Desmidiales; Closteriaceae
Source: the annotation of a GenBank genome assembly